Messenger RNA from Girardinichthys multiradiatus, 1790 nucleotides. It is a transcript of the gene sult5a1, whose product is annotated as sulfotransferase family 5A, member 1. The record is from RefSeq and is a predicted model, not a curated record. Gene Ontology annotation, cellular component: cytoplasm. The transcript has 6 exons. Gene Ontology annotation, molecular function: sulfotransferase activity. The coding region runs from base 418 to 1269 and encodes 283 amino acids. Gene Ontology annotation, biological process: sulfation. Lineage: Eukaryota; Metazoa; Chordata; Actinopteri; Cyprinodontiformes; Goodeidae.
UGGCAGUUCACUACAAGACAGGGACACGGAAAAAUAAGACAAAGGCAAGAAACGCGCACCGACUCAUAUCUGCUUCUAUUUCCAAACUUCCAAACUCAAACUCUUGUUGGUGCUUCUUCCUUCGCAUGCAACAAAGUUAAGCAACGAUUUACUGUUCGUGUACCCAGCAUUCAUUCAGAAAAUGGGUGUAGUAAUAAGACAAGUGUGGCUUGACUUUAUUUCGGAGGCCUCCAGAGGCAGCCCUAAUUGAAGCGGAUUUCCCCCCACGGCCUGGAAAAGAAGGACGGGACAGGUAGCAAGUAGCAAGAGCUACCCAGCCGCACCCCAACCGCUCAAGGAGCCGAACAUGCCUUUUGUCGUACAGAUCGGCCGGGCCAGGUAGAAGCCAACUCCUUACAGCUUCUUAGAUUAACUGGAAUGCUAGUCAUUUUCAGUCCACAUGUGGAUGACCGGACCUCCCUCAUCUCGUCGCCCGGAAACAUUUUCCUCAUCACGGUUCACGUAAGAGGCACCACGUGGAUGCAAGAAAUUGUGACCCUUAUAUCCAGCAGAGGUGACCCACAUCUAUCCCAGACUAUUCCAAACUGGACCCGAGCUCCCUGGUUGGAGCAAUAUUACUGUGCAGAUUUGUUGAAGACCUCAACCUCAACACCUCGAGUUCUUACCACACAUCUGCCCCAUCACCUGCUGGGCCGCGCCCUCCAGGGCACCAAAGCCAGGAUCAUUUAUGUGAGCAGAAACCCUAAAGAUGUUCUGGUGUCCUUUUAUCACUUCCACAAGAUGGCAAACUUCCUCCCUGAUGCUGGCUCCUUUCCAGAGUUUUUAAACCAGUUUCUGCAGGGAACAUUGCACUUUGGUUCCUGGUUUGACCAUGUUAGGGGCUGGACCAAUCAGGCUGCAGCUCUCAGUCUGCUUCAUGUCAGCUAUGAAGAGAUGUCAAUGAACCUGCAUGGGGCCAUAAACAGGGUCAGCUCUUUCCUGCAGCGCCCUCUCUUGGAGCAUGAGCUCAAUGACUGUGUAAAACACUGCAGCUUCAGCUGCAUGAAGGACAACAAGAUGAUCAACUACACCCUUAUACCUGAUGAGAUACUGGAUCACAGCAAAGGUUGCUUCAUGAGGAAAGGUGAGAUUGGAGACUGGAAAACCAUGUUCACAGAGGAGCAGAAUCAAUACUUUGACAGCGUGUUCAAAUCCUGGAUGCAGGACUGCACUUUGAAGUUUGUGUGGGAAAAAACAGAAAAAGAAGAGUUGAAAGUGUUGAAAGAAUGAAUAUCCAGGAAAAAAAAAAGAUUUGUAAAAACUGUAUGACAGAUGGUGUCAUCAUGUCUGAGGUGGAUCUUGACACCCGAUUUGUAAAUCUUUCUAGCGUUCAUUAAAUCCAGGAAUUUUUAAAGGUUAUAUUCAGGGAUAAUCUUUAUGAUACCCUUUGUAAUGUAAAAAAUGUAAUUGCUUUUGUGCUUCUGAGUUGAUGACCAAGUUUGAAAUGACAAUGGCUUCCACCUUUGUGUCUGCCCCAUCCUACUCUCUUCCUGUCCCUGGAAACCCUGCUGGUCCAACAAACAAUUUGUUGCAGAGGAGCCGAGAUGUCUGCAUGAAAGUCAGGUUGACUCUCACCUCUGCUUUUUCCUAGAAGGGGGUGCCAGGUCACAUGGGGUUUUUCCAAACUUAUAUAAGGAGGGGUCAGCCUUUGUCUCAUUCGGAUUUUGGUCUCGGCUCUGCUCUGUAACACGUCUGAUGCUGUAAGACCUGUCACCCUUAAGGCUAAAUUAAUAAAGCUGACUGAAUGGUUA